AUGUGUCGGGCUCACGGUACCGAUUGUGUCUAUCCUCGGUCAGGGGAUAACUCCCAACGAGGCUCUGUAGCUUUGCCGCGGAAGUUGACUCCCAAGUCACGACAGACAAGGGCAGCACAACCGAAGAAGAGGCUUUCAGCGUCAGCCUCCCUUCACACCCAACAGGUAUCCAAUCAUGCAGUAGACGCAGUUAGCCCCCUAAGAGAAUUCGGCCUACAGACAAUCAACAGGCCUGCAGCCAGUCUAGAGGCACAAUCGUGCCCUCCCACUUAUGACCAUUUUAAUCGAGAGGCUUUUCCUAACCUGGUGGGCAUCGUUACCGAGGCCGGCGACGAUAGCUCGCAUAUAGUCAGUCCUGCAGUAGCCGAAGAUAACGAUGUUCUCGAGAGCUACCUCUCUACCGUUCCAGAUGCUCGGCGGAGGUCGAUAAUUCGGACGGAUCCGAACUCGAGACGGCCUGUGAGACCAGUGCUGUUCAACACUGUACCCAGGCGGCCAUUAGGAGUUUCUGCAAACCAGUCACUUCCCGCUACAAAGUGCGAAUUCAUCGAAAAAUACCUAGAGCCAGGCGUCAAUGAUGUUGUGGACCUGUUCUUUCACCAUGUCAACAUAUGCUUUCCUAUAGUUGAUGAAAUGUCCUUUCGACAUGUUUACUGCAGACACAAAGAAAAUAUCUCACCGGCUCUCCUUUGCAAUCUGUAUGCCAACGCUCUGAUCUACUGGGAGAACUCGCCUAGUUUGCGAUCCGGUCGCUAUCCUGAUAUCCGCUUUAUUUGGAACCAAGCGAACGAAGCUCUCCAUUCGGAGCUAUUCCUGUCUCCCGGGAUAUCAACGGUCAUGGCGAUUAUUCUGAAUGUCUGUGGAAGGCCAAGUACCUCCAUGUUCGGCAACGGGGGAAUGGUUGGGACUGCAGUCGCCCUGUCCAAUGCUCUGGGUCUAAACCGCGACCCUUCCAACUGGAAUAUUCGUCCAAUGGAGAAAGGGUUUCGGAUUCGCAUUUGGUGGCUCGUUCUAAUACAUGACCGCUGGUGCAGUUUGGCCUACGGGACCCCCCUCCAGAUCCACUGUGCGCAAUACGACGUGCCCUAUCCGACCAUGGACGACCUUUGUCCCCCCAAUGCAUCUCCUUCUCAAAUAGCAGCUGCCCUGGUCUUCCUCUCUUUGAUCACACUCACCGAAUUGUUGGGUACGUAUCUUCAACACGUGUACAAGGUGUCCGAGAGCUCGCCGUAUCCGCCAGAAACGUCUUCCGUGGACCUCGAGCGGCUUCUCACCGAUUGGGAAGAAUCUUUGAGCGACGAUAUCCGUCGCAUAGUGCUCCGAGGGACACACUUAGAUGCUCCAGGGGCAGCAAAUUUCCGACUAGCCUACCUAGCAGUCAAGCUUUUGCUCAGACGCAUCCAACUCGACCUCGACGCGGAUACCAUGAAAGCCGACGACGACACCACCUCUCCAUUCUACACACAAGCACAAAGAGCUGCGGAAGAAAUUGUCCAUCUGGUAAAGGAGCUAGACGAGUCACAUCUCCGCGGAUUCUGGAUCCCUGUGCAUGCCUUCUCCUUGACCUCCGCCACCACCUUCUUGCUCCGAAGCGGCCUUCGUAGAAGGAAUGCACGCUCCAACGCCCCCCUCAACCUUGCCAAAGAUAUGGUCAGUAUACUCCGAUCACAUCGAAACAGGUUUUCUUGGGAUCUUGCGGACAACUGUUUGGCAACAUGCAGCGAUUUAGUCGAGAAUCUGAGCUCUGGCGACGCUGGGAACGAUUCCUUGUCUGCUGUGCCCGCUUUCCAAGAACUUGAUUUCUGUAACCCGGCUUUUCUGGAUGAACUGCUUCUCGGGUUCCCGGGACUUUCAGAUUCGGUUGAGAAUUGA
Aspergillus pseudonomiae is the source of this 1872-nucleotide messenger RNA. RefSeq names its product fungal specific transcription factor domain-containing protein. The transcript has 3 exons. Gene Ontology annotation, molecular function: DNA binding; zinc ion binding. Gene Ontology annotation, cellular component: nucleus. Lineage: Eukaryota; Fungi; Ascomycota; Eurotiomycetes; Eurotiales; Aspergillaceae. The coding region runs from base 1 to 1872 and encodes 623 amino acids. Gene Ontology annotation, biological process: DNA-templated transcription. The record is from RefSeq and is a predicted model, not a curated record.